Messenger RNA from Cucurbitaria berberidis CBS 394.84, 994 nucleotides. RefSeq names its product COPI associated. Bases 116 to 529 code for a protein of 137 amino acids. The transcript is spliced from 6 exons. Gene Ontology annotation, cellular component: Golgi membrane. Lineage: Eukaryota; Fungi; Ascomycota; Dothideomycetes; Pleosporales; Cucurbitariaceae. Gene Ontology annotation, biological process: vesicle-mediated transport. The record is from RefSeq and is a predicted model, not a curated record.
UACGACAGUAAACGACAAGUCUCAUCUCCAUCUCCCAUCCCACCCGCCUCUCUCCAACCUCUCUGGGCGCAAAUUCGUCAAACUGCGGUUCCCACACCUCGCCAGUCAAUCCGCCAUGGAUUUCUCCGACAUUUUUCGCAUGGUGAACUUCGCCGUUGCCGUCUUCGUAGUCCUCGGUGGUAUCGCCAAAUUGUUCCCGUUCAACGAUUUCUCGCAUAUCAUUCUAGGUGUAUACCUGAUCAUUUUCGGUCUUGGUAAGUAUCAACCGUGCAAAUGCGCGUUGGCAAAGUUCCAAAUUCCGCAGCAGGUGUCUCGAUAUGCCUCGUUCAUGUUCUCCUUCCUCGGUCGUGGUAUCUUCUACGUGUUUAUUGGAUCCGUGAUCGUGGGCGAGCGCUGGUUCCGCAUUGUGCCAGGUACUAUCGUUGGCAUCGUUGGUCUUGGCUACGCCGUUCUGGAGUACAUUCCUUCGAUCGAGCCUCCAGCAAACAUGCGUGACGCUGACGCUGGCUGGGGUGCGGAGCAAGUGUAAAGCCACAUGGGACGAAUCCGAGGAUGGCGGUUGAAAGAAUCCUCGCGCGCCAUCUAUUACUUGACAUUUCAGCUUUGGCAAAAAAUCCGUCGUGCGCGUUUCAUGUACUAAACUAGGUGUUGCAAGGUAUAGGCCGGUCUGGCCCUCUGAGUCGUAUCGAUAUCGACACAGUUAUGACGUGUGUUUUGUGUUGGGAUAGAAUCGACGGGGAUGUAUUGGAAAUAGCUCCAGGGAAAUUGGUUAUGAGCGUAGACAGCGGAGCCAUUGGCUUUCGGGGCUGCAGAUUAAUGUAUGAUAUUCAAUUGUCCGUUGGCGUAGAUGAACAAGGCUGGAAUUGUCUGCACGUGUUCGCUUGACUCCUAGUGUCCGCAGUGCAUGAAGCGGAUACAGACUACCGCAGUCCACGCGUCGUAGGAGCGGCCAUGCAAUACGAAUCGGUACAUGAGGCGAGCCGGACCAAGUUCC